CAUCGGGAAGUGCGGCAUGCGGUAGGCGCGACCAUGAUAAAAUGCUGAUAUAGUCUCUUUUUUAACCAUGGAAGAUUUUUUCACAAAUAAUUCCGUUUGUGUUUCGGUUGAAGCACCUGCAGAAAAUCUAGUUCAAGAAAUCGCUUACGAUGGACAGGAAGUAUUUCAAUUGCCGCUAACCUUAUCAGAAAACUUGACAAAACAAGCAAAUAAAAUAGACUGGAUUAGAAGAGAAGAUGAUGAUAAUGAUGAUGAUGCACAUUCUGCAACUGUCACAACAGAAAAAGAAGUAGAAGAGGAAUCAAAAAAAGCUGAUUUCCAAACUUCUAGCUGGCCGUGGGACUCAGUACGGAAUAAGUUACGUUCAGCUUUAACUGAAGUAUGUGUUCUUGCUGAUGUUUUAGUGAUAGCCAAGGAUAAACGUUACAUGGUACUUGACCCUGUUCAACAAGAACAACCUGAUCAACGGCAAUUGGCUCAAUUGUUUUCCAAAAAAAGGGGCUUGACGGCAGCUGCAAACAUUUUGUUGCAUGGUGCUGAACGUCUGAAAAUAUCUCAGUCAGAUACCGCCCGUGCUAAGAGCAAUCAAGAUUUUCAUCUAGAGUUGUUGAGGCUCAGGCAAAGUUGGACAUUAAAGAAAAUUGGCAAUUCAAUCCUUGGAGAUCUUAGUUACAAAUCAGCUGGCUCUCGAUUUUAUCAAACUGGUAUUUUCGAAGUAACAAAGUCUGAAGAUCCUGACCUAGGAUUAUCAGUAGAAACCACUAGUGAAAAUCAACCCAAGCAAUCUAUGAUUAAGGUUACCAUUCCCCCUGAGCUUGGUGGAACAUCUUACAUUCAAGUUACAAUCCAAAAAGAUCAAGAUAUUUUGUGUACAACCAACCUAAAUUUACUUCAUACUUCGUUAAUUCACUCGGAUCCUUCGCGUGAUGCCAAUCCUUGGACAAGCAAACUGGAAACUGCACAAAAUGUUUUGUUCUGUAAAGAGCUGUUCUCGCAGUUGGCACGAGAAGCUGUUCAGCUACAGGCUGCUAUUCCUCACAUGGUUGUUGGCAAUCAAAUAACUGCAUCGUUAUUCCCUGGCAUUCAGUUGUCAAUUCAUUUCCAAUCAUCCUACAGUGCUGGAGUUGACAAACGCCAACUAGCCAGUAAUUCGACAUCUCUGGUUGCUAAAGUCGAUCAUAAUUAUAUACUUGAACAUUCGCUGCAUCAGCUGCUGCGACAAGUGCAUCUAAAUAAUGUUGGCCAACCGGUACCCCACCCUUCAUCAGCUCCCCUUGGACCUACCAAACGAAGACGGCUUGCUGGGCCCCAUGCCUACGAUAGAGAUGAACUUCUUUUGAUGACAAAAAAUGAAAGCAUACUGGAGCAAAUUAUAAGACAAGGCCAACAUGUCGUACUUCGCUUGAGAACAAUGUUUGUGAUUGAUUCUAUCGCCCGCGAGAUUCGGGAUCCCCUCAUCAUAUCUCACUGGAACGUUUUAAACUCUCCAACACUUUCAUGUGUGAAAAUAAUAAUCAUGACGCAUGGCUAUGAUACACUACAACGGACAGCGUUAGUGGUGCACGUUGGAGAAAAGACGCUCAAAUGCAUCUGUCGAGAUGGCCGUGUCCUGCAAAUGUCUUACGAACCACAAGAGCUGCGAGACCUAAUUCUGUGCCAGAUUUCACAGCAUCAGAUUAACGCAGUCCAGUCUUUAGCGCGAUUCCUUGGCUGGCACGUGGCCAGUAGUUCGACACAUUUGGGAUUGGGGCCAGUCGAACCACUGGGUAAUGCUUCGUCUUGCAUUCUAUCGUCCCCAUCAGCCAAUAGAAUUUUAAGUGUUCGUUGCGGCCCUCAAGCACCUCAACCCCAAGUUUACCUGUCGACAUAUCCACGUCAGGAGACUGAAAAGAACAAAAUGUUGAAAGAUAUUCGUUGGGAACAGCUGAAUACUCGCUACGAAGAAGUUCGACUAGAGAAAAUAGAAGGACGGAAUUUUCUUAGUCGAAUGGAACUUUUAAUGGCCUCUCUUACCUGCCGUCUGCCUAUGAAUUGGGAGUAAAAUUGUUCAACAAUUGUCUUUGAAAAACCGCUGAAGUUUGCAUUCUUUUUCAGUUGUAGGUAACGUUUCUUGUGUUGAGAAUAACAUUGAUAUUCGUGGAAUCA
Molecule: messenger RNA, 2145 nt
Organism: Daphnia carinata
Lineage: Eukaryota; Metazoa; Arthropoda; Branchiopoda; Diplostraca; Daphniidae
Gene: MED17
Product: mediator of RNA polymerase II transcription subunit 17-like
Exons: 9
Coding region: 68-2041 (657 amino acids)
Biological process (GO): regulation of transcription by RNA polymerase II
Cellular component (GO): mediator complex; core mediator complex
Molecular function (GO): transcription coregulator activity
Source: RefSeq, a predicted model, not a curated record